Messenger RNA from Penicillium subrubescens, 754 nucleotides. RefSeq names its product hemerythrin domain-containing protein. The transcript is spliced from 2 exons. Bases 58 to 696 code for a protein of 212 amino acids. The record is from RefSeq and is a predicted model, not a curated record. NCBI's taxonomy places the organism in Eukaryota, Fungi, Ascomycota, Eurotiomycetes, Eurotiales, Aspergillaceae.
CCUCGUUAACUUCUCGCCCGUCUUACGCGGUAGUUAACUAGACGCAACUGCCGUCCUAUGCGCUCGCUGCAAAGACUUGUCGCCCCACCAUUUUCUCGGGCUUCUCACCCUUCGCGUCUAUUCUCUGUCUCGUUACGACCUCUAUUCCAAAUGGGCAAAGACAAUAAGGUCACUGGCUCUCAAAAUGCGAGCGAGGGGUUGCCCCCUCUGUCUGCGAGCGAUUUGCGAGCAUACAACCGCCUGGCAGACCGAAUGGACGGCUUCCACAAUCACUUCCGCAUGUCGUGGAAUCAACUCUGGGAUGCAUGUGAUUCUUCUUCAAAGCGCCCCGGUGGCCUUUCAGCACGCCAAAUGAUCAUGAUGGGCCUCCAGUUUUGUUCUCAGCUUGAUUUUCACCACUCAAUCGAAGAACAGCACAUCUUCCCUGUCCUAGCGAAGAAAAUGCCGGAGUUCAAGAAGGAGCUUGAUCUUCUGAAGCAGCACAAGCAGAUUCAUGCUGGUCUUGAGAAGCUAGAGGCAUAUCUUGAGAAAUGCCGUUCUGGCGAGGAGGAUAUGCGCCGCGAAGAGGUUAAGCGUCUGAUGGAGAGCUUUGGGAAAGUCCUGUGGACGCAUUUGGACGAGGAAGUUCGAACGCUCAAAGCUGAUAACAUGCGCAAGUACUGGUCAUUGGAUGAGAUGCGAAGACUUCCGAUGUAAAGUCGAUGGCUUGCUUUUUGAUGUAUAGAAUACACCGUUGCAUAAUUGAUAUUGUGAC